Rotaria socialis is the source of this 1467-nucleotide messenger RNA. Lineage: Eukaryota; Metazoa; Rotifera; Eurotatoria; Philodinida; Philodinidae. The record is from the annotation of a GenBank genome assembly.
AUGGAAAUAGAUUUCGCACCAUCGCAUAAUCCAACAUUAUUUGGUUCAUUAUCAGUCUCUCCACCAACAUCAAUGUUCGAUUCAUUCUCGCCAUUACUUCAUUUAAAUGAUGAUUUUUUGGAUGUAUUAAAUGCAACCAAUGACGAUGACGACGUUGAAGAUUGGAUGAAACCUCUAUUAUUUGAUCAAUUGCUCGAACAUGAUUUCCAGCAGAAUUUUCUGAAUUUCAAUGAUAUUGAAAUAAAAGAAGAAACACAAGAAAAUGAAAAAGAAAAACUAACUAAUUCCUCAUUGAAUAUUCAAGAGAAAUUCAAAAUAAAUAAUAAUUAUUCUCAAUCACAAUCGACAAUACGAAAGAAUGACUUUUUUCAUCAACAAUUUUCUGAACAACAAUUACCAUCAACAACAACAACAACAACAACAACAACAACUGUUCGUUUAAUACAUCAAGCGAAAAUUGAACCAGCGGAAAUACCAACAACAUUAUAUCUUAGCAGUAAUGAAUUGCAAUUUCAUCCAAUAGUUACAUCAAAUAAUAAUGGAAAAACAUUUGGUCAUACCUAUACAACAACAACAUCAUCACCAAUCCCGUCAGUACCCAUUCAAUCAUCGUUACCUAUUGUACCGGCAAGAGUAUUAAAAGGAAAGAAAUUCAAACGUGGUGGUCGAGUUACAUCACGAGCAACAUCUAGAAAUAGUGCAGCAGCUAAAAGACGAUUAAACUCCACAGGAGCAGAACCGAAAGCCAGUGUUGUCAUAAUUGCUGAAGAUGCAACAAGAAUUGAUUCCAAAACUACUACAUUAGGCUUAAGUUCAACAAGUAGUAGCGAUACAGAUCUAUUAAAAUCUUCGUCAACAACAACAACACGUUCAUCAACACGUCGUCGUGUUAAAUCAUCGCCACGCGAAGUUAUUCUAUUUCGUAAUGGUACAUUUGUUUCAAAAGAACCUAUAUCAAAACAACAAACAUCUACGACAUUAUGUUAUGAAAAUGUAGCAUCUAAUAAUAAUUGCCAUCCAACACCGCCACCAUUACAUCAACAGCAAAUAACAGCUACCGGUUUACAAGCAGCUGCACAAAUUGUUGCUUGCAAUGUACUUCGACAAGCGACACUAAAUGAUGCAUUGAUCGAACAAUUUAUAAAACGUGAACCAGCGAAUACUGAUGAUGAUUCACCGAUCUAUUGCUAUUCAACUCCAUCUUUGUCAUCACCAUCAUGCACGAUGACCACAGCGAUGGAUGAAUAUGAAAAUAGUUGUUCAACAACAUUAAAAAUUCUUGGUUGCAAUACAACUGCACCAUUAACAUCAACGAAUACAACAACAACAACAACGAUCGAAUUACUAACAUUUGCUGCCUUGCAACAACGGCAACAACAACAACAGCAACAAUUUUGCUAUAUUAAACAAGAACCACUAACAACAACAACAACAACAACGUUUCUACUACCCCGAUUACUUCCAUAG